This is a messenger RNA of Caenorhabditis angaria, 366 nucleotides long. The record is from the annotation of a GenBank genome assembly. NCBI's taxonomy places the organism in Eukaryota, Metazoa, Nematoda, Chromadorea, Rhabditida, Rhabditidae.
AUGCCACCAAAGCCAUCAGCCAAAGGAGCCAAGAAAGCCGCCAAGACCCAAAAGCCAAAGGGUGAGAAGAAAAGACACGCCAAGAGAAAGGAGUCUUACUCUGUCUACAUCUACCGUGUUCUUAAACAAGUUCACCCAGACACCGGAGUUUCAUCGAAGGCCAUGUCAAUCAUGAACUCAUUCGUCAACGAUGUUUUCGAAAGAAUCGCCGCCGAAGCUUCCAAAUUGGCUCAUUACAACAAGCGAUCAACCAUCUCAUCCCGCGAAAUUCAAACUGCCGUUCGAUUGAUUCUCCCAGGAGAAUUGGCCAAACACGCAGUUUCCGAAGGAACCAAGGCUGUUACCAAAUACACUUCAUCCAAGUAA